GCAGAAAAGUACGUGAACUUCAGUACAUGCAUAACUUGCUAGUAGCAAUUUCAUGCAAAUGUCAACCUUACCUUGUAAAUAUAAAGCACACAGGAACAAAUCGCUCUGCUCACUGAGAUUUAUUUUUUAAGGAAUUUGACUAUUCCUAUAAGAGCACCACAUUUUAAUCCACCCUUAUUGCACUGUUUCAACUGAAGGAUCAACACUUUUGUACUUCAUAACCCAAUGCCACUAGUAAAGCAGAGAGAUUAUUAUCUUUAAUUCUUUAUUUUUAUAUACAGUUCCCUCCAAAAGGUGCCACGUUCUAAGCUGUGUAACACAUCUAGAUGUAAAUAUCAGGAAAUGAUCAGGAAAUCAGCUGAAAUUUUGAUCUAUUGUUUCAUUUUCAUGUUUUGAUCUCAAACACAAAUAUCUUCAGCGUAUAGCAAAAACAAAAGAAUUGGCCUUGCCGUUCCAAUACUUUCAGAGGCGACUGUAUUAAAAAUUAAUUUUCUGCAAAAACUGUGUAUAUGAUAUCAAAUCUAUGACAAUGAUAAACUGCUAUAUAUCUGUAACACAUGAAUAAUUAAUAUACAUUUGGUCUGCAUUUUCCCUGUAAAAUCUCAUGGCCAGAUAUGCACACUUUCUCACAAAAUGGGGCAUUUCUAGGUUUGUUAACAAAGUGCCAGCUUUUAAUGGUUGCAGGAAAGAAAGGGGAAAAUGCAACAAUAAUAAUUGAUUUUAAUGCCUAGUUACUGUGACUAACAAUGGAGUGGGUUAUUGGGUAAAGUACUCAUGUGAUACUUUCAGAGAAGGUUAUAUAGAUGUACUUUUACAUGAUAUUGAUUUCACAUCAUCAUAAUGCCCAGCCCUAACCUCCAAACUGAUCCCAGAUCAGCAGAAAUAAGCAGCGGUACACUGCAUGGAACAGUGGACAACCCUUUUUUCUGUCCUAAAUUCUUCCUCCAUUCUCUCCAGGGAGAGUAAAAGAAAGGUGAGAAAAACUAACAGAGACUCAUCCCUUAGCUUCACAUGGACCAAGAGAGUGAGGGAGGGAAAGAAAGAGGAGCUCAUUUUCUGUGUUUGUCCAACAGCUGGAGAUGCUUUUCCUGUGAGAGGAGGGGACAAAUAGAGAUAGUGCUUGAGAGAGGAAGGGGCUUUGUACCCAGCUUUUAAUCCCAAAGAAGUGCUCUGACUAGAGGAAAAACUAGACCAUUUCCUCAUUUUCAGCAAUCCUACAUUUUCCUUUACAUCUAUAGGUGACUAUCUAUGUGUAUCCUUUUUUCACUGCUCUCAGGUCAUGACAAAGGAUGUGGUCACCAUUUUGGCCUUGAAUGUACCCGGUUGGUCAGUAUUAGUAAACCGUAUGCGUACAGUCCUUUAAAAAGAGCAGGAGAGGAGGAGUGGAAAUAUUGUAUGAGUGUCUCAGUUCUAAUGCCAGACAGGAAGCCAGCAGUGACAAACUGCCAAAAAGUAUAUAGCACUCUCUCCAUUAAAACAGUAUGUGCUUGAACUGAACACACAGAUGUGAAUCAGGUGUCUAAAUACACUUUUUCCCCCCACUCAGUGCCACUUUUUGUAAAGACAAACAGUCCUGAUCUGAAUUUGAAGAUGUUCUGAGGCAGCUGUAUUACAUCCUUGUUAAAAGAGGCCAUAAAAUGUCAGCCACGAUAGUGUCUCGACUUCAGCCUUUUACUUAUUAGGCCAUCAGGCUUUAGGCUGCACUCUCUCUCUCUCUCUCUCUCUCUCUGUGUGUGUGUGUGUGUGCUGGAGGGCCUUUUUAAGCACUGAGCUCCAGCAGUGAGCAGCAUGGUAAGGGUGGCUGUUAAACGGCUUUAGUCACUGGCUAUCCAUUGUUUGGAGAUUUUGUCUGGAGGGAAGGGAAGCAGGACCUGCAUGUGUGUGUGUGUGCGUGCAUGGGUGUAAAAAAGAGAUAGCUAGGAUUGCUCAAUUAAUCAUGUUCGGAUCGUGUUCACAACUUUUGACUUAUUUAAUGAGAUAAAUGUAAUCAACAGCAUCACUGACUUUGAUUAAAGCUGGGUAUUUGUCAGAUAUAUUAAGCUAUUAGUAUAACUUCAAUUCCCACUUUUUAAAUUAAGUGCAGUAACUGUAGCUUUUUUAAAGUAGGUUUUUCAGUACUGGGUUAACUUUUUAUUUAUUGAGACUAAAUCACGUGCUUUCCUUUGCUUCAUGUAUGUGUUUUAGCCCCAGUCUAACUGGUGCUUAUAUUUUGCAGUUAAGAUUUUAGUCACAUAUUAUUGUGAAGGGAUAUGAAAUCACAAUCUAUAAUGUGAAAGAAAAGCCUGUUUUAUGCAAAUUUUAUUGAAAAAGUCCUACAAAACUCCUUUCUAAUUUGGCUGAACGAUUGUGAUAAAUCAUUCUGAUUUUACUAUUAAGCAAAGCAGUUGUUAUCAUUUUAGCUCUUAUUGUGCCGUCCUACUUUCUGCUUGUGCGUAUUUGGUCCUUAGGUCAUUUGUCUCCAAGUCUCUCUCUCACUGUCUGUGCCAAAGCCCAAGUCUCACCAGAGACCUUCAUGUCCAAGAAGUGUGUGUAUAUAUCUAUGUGUGUGAGGCAUUGUCUCUAAAUCCUCUCCAGUCGUUCUGCUCUGUUUCUUCUCAAAGCCUGUGUGGCUGUUUCCCUCCUUUUUUUCCCCCAGUCUUUCCACACACUAAAACCAGCUCUAGAUCUACCAAACUGUUAACGAAUCUGAUCCUGCAUUCAAAGAAAACACAUGUCCAGGAGAUCCUAGGUCAACCCUGAAACUACUUUUAGAGAUUUAUGAUCGAGUUAUCCAGAUUUCAAACGAACAACUCUUGUAUCCUUUUUGCUUGUGGUCUGGUUGUCAUUUCCCUCUCUCUAAUCCUUUUUUUCUUACUCCUUCUGUAGGCUUGAGUUGUUUGCAGCUUGUCAACAGCAGGGUGGUGGAUGGGAUUGCAUUCAGCACAGUGCGAUUACAUCAUGUAGUAGCUACGAUCUGUGGGUAUAGUGACAUGUGUGGGCAUCGUGGGAAGUCCAUGCCACAGCAGAGAUCACAGAUAUGGGGUCUUAAGCGCAGUGCUGAAAUCUGCACAGCUGAUUUCGGGUCAGAUUUUGCUUUUUGUAGCUUCAUGAGUACAUUUAUAUGAUGAAGGAGAAAUGAUUGGGGAUCAGUACACUUAAUAUAUGGCAGAUAUUGGCAUUAAAUCCCAGUUUCUGGAAAAGGUCCUUGGCCCAGCUGGAUAUACAGAGAUUCUCAGUGUGUUUUGUGCUAUACAGGAUGAGGUUAAGAUUUUAGACCCUUAUAACAAAUUGAAGUUGAAGACUAACUUCCAGUCAAAUUACAGCAUUUGAAGGCAGGGAUAGUUUACUUAAAUCACUGUCGCAGUCAAUAGUCAGGGUCAGCAAGCAGGCAGACGACCAAGGUUAACCAGGGUGAAAAUGUUCUCAUAAAAACACAAGACAUAGGCAACACAAUCGUGUCUAGUUAGAAAAACUAUAAACUAGAGAAAACUAGGAAAAACAAAAUAGGUUCCAUAUGUACUCAACGUAGAGGUUACAGUCUGGAGAUUUUUUCUCUUGGUUCUAUGCAGAUGCACCUUGACUUUUGAAUGAAUAUUUUGAAAAUAAUCAUUAAAACUGAACAAAGACAAAUUUCAUUUUAUUGAGGCUCUACAACAGCCCCCUAAGUGCAAUUAGAACCAUUAGGAAUAUUUGCACAUUAUUAAAUGGUAGUUAACAACUAUAAUCUUGUGUCUUUUCACCAAUAAAAAUGCACCUGCAUGACCUGCAUAGGGAAAACAACCCUUUCUGAGAACCCAUAAGAUGUGUCCAUCAAAGCACCACCCGAGCCACACAUGCAAACAAUUUGCUGUGCUUGAAAAACGGUGCAAUGUGAAACCAACCGAAACGAAUGAAAAAUGUCACAAAAAGUCAAUCUCUACUACAGACUUUAGGAAGACAAACUAGGUGGCAAAACAGCCUAAGAGUGUAGGAAAAGUGAAUACUCCGUUUUACAGUGCAAGAUUUUGAGAAGACUUGGCGGAGAAACAAAGGGUUUAAAUUACACGGUGGGAAAUGAGGGUCAGGUGGAACCAAUCAGAAACCAUGUGGGUACACAAGAACAGGACACUAUGUCAGGAACAAAACAGUUAUUAGAAAAUGACCAACAGGGUGGUGUAAUGCAAAGGGUGUUUACCAACCCAGGGAUGAUAAUUUUCCAGUAGUUACACACAACAAAGCGUUUUAUUGCUUUUAUAUCAAAGCAAUUUGCCAAACGUUCCCCACUUUUUUUUAUCCAUUUAUAGGUAUUUUUGCUUGUUGUGGAAUGUAGUUCUGGUUAUCACUUACAAUAUAACAGGUACAAACAGCCGUGCCCUCACCAGCUUCUAAUAAGACAGCAAAGUAUCCUGAAGACUUCCUCGUGUCAGGAAAUAGUUUACCUACCUUUGAGUCUUCUUUCAUAAUUGUUAAAUAAACAUUUCAUUAGAGAAAGCAUCACUAGAGCAAUGUUUAUGUGUUUUUCCUUGUUAAAUACCAACAUGUUUAAAAAUUGGUUAUUGUUAGGCUUAAAUUAUGCAAGCUUUUGCCACUGUUAAUGAGUUGUUACUAUAGCAACAAUAACGUAUUAGAACGAGCAGAUUAAUACAUGCCUGUAGUUUGCUAUGCAGCCAACACUGCAUCAUAUUCUUGCAAAAAAAAAAAAUAGUCAACACCUAUUGACCAAUCAGAUUCAAGAAUUCAGUAGGUAUAAAUACAGAUAUUUAAAGUGGAAAACAAAGAGGGACAGACUGAAGUGUUGAGUGUGGGUUACCAUAGGGGUCAGAGCCAGACUGGACUUAGUCAGGUAGCUGGGUGUUGUGAGGCCGUGGUUGUGGACAUGGUUGUAGGUGUGGCAGGAAUGUCAAUAUCCUGGCCUAGUGGUUCUGUAGAAUGCUUUGAAUGACUUUGGGAAGCCCUUAUAUGUUUGAGUGGUUGUUUUGUACUUGUGAAGUCAAAGGUAAAAAUCCCAGUGGAGAUGUUUCAUUUUCAUACAGUCAGCAGAAGCAGAUGCUACUGGAUUAGACAAUCAGGAAUAGCUGUUUAAUUCUGAUCCUAAAAGGUUGGAAAGAGGAAGCGUAUGCUGAAUCAACACUUUUACAUCUCUUCAGGAAAUGCAGUGUGCUACUUCCUGUGCUAGGAGUGUGUGGUGUUUGUCAGUCUCUGUGAAUGAGGUAAAGGGGGCCAAGCAGAGGUCAUUUAUAAAGUGGAAAUGACCACAAAAAAGGGCAGAGGCUGUGUGUGUGGAGACGUUUGUGCAAUGAUAAGACAAAGGGUCUUCUGGCCACACUCUUCCCACAAAAGUUAAAAGACCAUUCCAUAAACGUGACAUCAUUCUCUGACUUUUUGCUGCUGUGUUCAGCACAGGGAUUGAGUUAACUCUCUUUAAUCUUUGUUACUUCUUUAAUCUAGAUACCACCAAAUUAAUGAUUAGUAAGAUAAUGACUUCCUGCAAAGGCCCCUUCCCAGGAUGUCAUUAGCAACAGCCCGAGCUGCUGAAAGCUAACAGUGAAGACACAUUUUACAAGAACAGUACGACACUCUGCUGUCUAAAUCACACAUCAAGUUGUUUGUUUCGUUCACACAUCAAGCAACUGCACAAGGCAUCCCAUUAAACAUUUAGGAAAAGGGUUCCUAAUGGGUUAUUUGGAUGGUUAGUGGUUUUAGCUUUUUUGGGACUUUUUUUUGAAAGAGAAACCCUUUUUGGAUGGUACUACAAUGAAACUUUAGGAGUUCCUCUAAUAGGACAAAGCAAAGAAUCCUUUAGGGUGCUAGAUGGAAUCUUUUUUCCAAGUGUUUAUAUCACCAUAAUGCCUAACCUUUUAACCUGGUUUAUUAUCAUGAUCUAUUACUUAAUAAAAUGAACAGUUGUCAGUGGUGUAACAGGUAGCAUUGCCAACUCGCAAAACCAGGGAUCCUGUUUCAAUCCUGAGCGCAGGUUACUUUCUCCCCCUGUCUAUGUGGGUUUCCUCCAGGUUCACCAGUUUCUUCCCACCUUCCAAAUACAUGCCAGUAGGUGAAUUAGCUACUCUAAAUUGCCUGGAGGUAUGAAUGUGCAUGAGCUUGGUGCCCUGUGAUGAAUUGGCAUCCCAUCCAAGGGUUUAUCCCUUUUUGGGGCUUGUGUUCCCAAGAUAAGGGUUUCCUAUCCGGUUAUGGUGGAACCUGGGUUUCCUCUGGGUUCCCCAGUUUCCUUCCAGUUCCCGAAAACCUGCCAGUAGAGGCAUAUGUGUUUGCUUGGUGCCCUGUGAUGAACUGGCAUCCCAUCCAUUGGUGUAUUCCUGCCUUGCUCCCAGUGUUCCUGAGAUAGGCUCCGGAUCCACGGUGACCCUGACCAGGAUAAUACAGUUAUUGAAGAUGAAUGCAUGUGUGUCAGUACUUGUCUAAUUUGGCAGUAUUUUAACUGAAAAGGAACCUCAGCCGACAUCACUGAUGUGCUCGAAAUGACAAUUGGAUAAACAUUGGUUAAAUAUUGCAAUAUGUUGUCUAACUGAUUAUCAGCACAUGCUUAUGUGACAGAUACCAGAGAAGAACAUCAGCUCUAUGUGUAGUGUGGUUUAAAUUCAAGGAAAAAACACACAGAGAAACCAAAAGCACAUUAUGUAUAUUCCAUCAGAUAUUCUUCCAAGCCAGAGUAUAUAUAUUUAGAACGCAUUUGAUUCUCGGAAACAUCAGCGGUUCUGCGAUUGAUUUUAUACCCAUAUGUUGGAAGACUUUCUCUUGUCUUUGCAUGAUUGAUCUCCGAUAUUCUCCUAUAUUAUUAUCCCAUAAUAAAGGUUUUGUGGGCGGUGAAAUGUUCGAGUUGAAAACGUGGAAGAUGGGUAGAGUUUUUUUUAUAUGAGCCUUUAAAUAGAUGUCUUUAGGCGGGGUUCAGAGCUUUUAGUGGUGAGGCCUGCUGCUUUCCAGCCACACCAAACCUGCUAAAGUGCUUCUCCACUCAUUGCACGAGACAAAUCUGAAGGACAGAGGUCUGCUGACUGUACAGUGUAUCUCAUCAAUGUCACUUACUCUGAUACCACGUCCCACAUUAUCUACCGGAGAUACAGCAAAUUCUUCGACCUUCAGAUGCAGCUUCUCGACAAGUUCCCAAUCGAGGGAGGGCAGAAGGACCCCAAAAAGCGCAUCAUCCCUUUUCUUCCAGGUAAAAUCCUGUUUCGACGAAGUCAUGUACGAGACGUGGCCAUGAAGAGACUGCGCUUUAUAGAUGACUAUUGCAGAGCGCUGGUGCGACUUCCUCCCCAGAUCUCCCAGAGUGAGGAAGUGCUGCGUUUCUUCGAGACCAAACCAGAUGACAUGAACCCUCCUGUAGACACCAUGGCGUUUAGGAAAUCUAUGAGCAAUGACAGCUCAGUGAUUAAACACCAGAGCUCGAACAGGGACUAUGGCACCAAACGCAAAUCAGUUUGGAUGUAUGGCCUACAGGACAGUCCCACCAAGUCUGAGGCCUCAGGCCUGGACAGCAGUGAACCCAUGGUGCUGGAGCAGUACGUGGCUGUGGCCAACUAUGAGCGGCAGGAGAAUUCUGAGAUCAGCCUGCGUGCCGGCGAGACGGUGGACGUAAUCGAGAAGAGUGAGAGCGGCUGGUGGUUCGUCAGUACUGCAGAAGAACAAGGCUGGGUUCCUGCCACAUAUUUGGACGCUCAGACUGGCACUAGAGAUGAUCUGGACCUGGGUACAUCUAGAUCAGGAGAGGUUACUAAGCGGCGCAAGGCCCAUCUGAAGCGACUGGACCGGAGGUGGACACUAGGGGGCAUAGUCAACCGCCAACAGAGUCGAGAGGAGAAGUACAUCACUGUGCAGCCCUACACCAGUCAGGGUAAGGACGAGAUCGGGUUUGAGAAAGGAGUAACCGUGGAGGUCAUUCAGAAGAACCUGGAGGGAUGGUGGUAUAUCAGGUACUUGGGCAAGGAGGGCUGGGCCCCGGCUUCAUACCUGAAGAAGCUGAAAGACGACCUGUCCCCAAGGAAGAAAACCCUGACUGGCCCCGUGGAGAUCAUUGGUAACAUCAUGGAGAUCAGCAAUCUGCUCAACAAGAAAGCGGUCAGCGAGAAGGAUGUGCAGACGGAUGGAGAGGCUACCACACCUGAUCGUCACAUCUCCAAGAGCGAGAUCAGUCUUCCCAUGCCAUGUGCCCCUGAAGUAGACCAAGUUUCAGUGACAGCCAGCACUGCCCCAAAGGCAGGCUUGCAGUCUGCAUGUAGUGCCACCCUACAAGACACUAAGCCAAAGGCAGAGCCGGGCUCGCCUGCUAUAGCAAGAGUGGCGCCACACCGAGUGGAGAUCGGAUCUCCAAAUCUCAGACAGAAACCUCCCCCUCGACGAGAUACAAAUCUGGGAUUCCAGCUGCCAAAGCCUCCAGAGCCCCCUACUGUGGAAACAGAGUACUACACCAUUGCAGAGUUUCAGUCCUGCAUCUCAGAUGGCAUCAGCUUCCGUGGAGGACAAAAGGCUGAUGUAAUAGAGAAGAACUCUGGUGGCUGGUGGUACGUCCAGAUCGGGGACAUGGAGGGUUGGGCACCUUGUUCCUACAUUGACAAGCGCAAGAAGCCUAACCUAAGCAGGAGAACUAGCACACUCACUCGCCCCAAAGUGCCACCCCCGGCACCACCUGUCAAAAAGCAGGACUCAGAGGACACAUCUUGCCCCAGUGCUUCCGCCUCCAAAGCUCCAGAAUCCCCCAGUAGGCCUGUAUAUGAGGAGCCGGAGUAUGACAUUCCCGCUAUCGGAUGUGAUCUGGAUGUGGACACAAGCAUUAUAAAAAAAGAGCCUCGUCCUGUGCUUAUAAAAAGCAGUAAAGCUGCUGCUGAAAGAAUCGCUCAGGCUACAGGUAAAGCCUCACCUCUUUUUACUGUGAAGACCUCCCCCUUAAGGAAUGAGCACUCAGUGGAAGAAGUCACCAGGGAGGAGGCAAUUUAUGAGAAUGAUGGUUUUAGAUAUUCCUCUGAAGACUUUGUCUCUGCCAGAGAAUCUAGUGCUGUGGGUUCAGAAUCCCCAAGAAGUCGUACUUUGGGCCGCAAACCCCUGGGGUCCUCAUCUGGGGGCGGAAAAUCUUUCAGGGACCCUCCAGAUCUGCGAACUCAGUCACUAACCCGUGGUGAGAAGACCAGCCCAAGAUUGUCUUCAGAUGAAUCUGGCCGAAAUCCCAAAAGGGAGCCGGUUUUGCGCAAGGAUGUGGAACUCCGGAUUGGUCAAAGCCCCUCAACUCGUCCCAAACCAGUGGUCCGACCAAAGCCCCUAUUGACCAAGUCUGAAACACAGAGCCCAGAGAGGAUGGACAUCAGCAGCUUGCGGCGGCAGUUGCGUCCUGCAGGAAUUCGACAUGGGAUAGUCCGUGCACGUGGUGGAGAAGACUCUGAGACAGCAUCAGUGGUGUCAUCAGAGGAUUCUGUGACCUCCCGAAGCACAUCAGACCUCUCCAGCACCUAUUCUAAGGGCAGCAGAGGGGACUCUGAUUAUGAGGUUGCCUUGUACCGUACUACAGAUGCAUAUGAGCGGGCACAAGAAUCUGAGCUCAGCUUUCCUGCUGGUGUGGAAGUGGAGGUACUGGAAAAGCAGGAGAGUGGCUGGUGGUAUGUCCGCUGGGGUGUAGAUGAGGGCUGGGUACCUACGUUCUACCUAGAGCCUAUUAGGCAACCUUCAGAUGCAGGUGUCUCAGAGUCUCAUGAUGGAUCCCUGGCAGAGCUGAGCAACACCAGCAAGUCGAAUAGCUUAGAAAAGAAUGAGCAACGUGUCCAAGCUCUCAAUAACCUAAAUCAGCAGAAUCUACGACGGGCAACAAAUCCCAGCCCUCCUAUUCCCAAUAAGCCACCUGGUGGCUUUAGUAAGCCAUCCCCCCAGCUCAACGGUUCAGGUGUACGAAUGCGGAACGGCGUUCGUCAGGCAGCUGUGCGACCACAGUCAGUUUUUGUGUCCCCACCACAGCCUGUGAAGGACACCAAUUUAUACACAGGGUCCUUAAGGCGCAAUGAAUCACUAGGUGCCAGCGAUCACAUGAGGUCUAGUGGUGGUGUGCGCCGAAACUCCUCCUUCACUGCUGUGCGGCCACAGCCUGCUACUGAUGUAAGGAUGAGAUCCGGAACCACCACAGUUGCACCAGCCGGAAGCUCUAGCCCCUUGAUUGCCCAGAGAAAUGGAAUUCCAGUCUCUACAGUGAAGCCCAAACCCAUAGAGAAGACGCAUCUCAUUCAUAACAACCUACGGGAAGUCUAUGUCUCCAUUGCAGAUUAUCGUGGAGACGAGGAGACUAUGGGCUUCCCUGAAGGCACCAGUCUGGAGGUUCUAGAAAAGAACCCUAAUGGAUGGUGGUACUGCCAGGUUCUAGAUGGCCUACAAGGAAGGAAAGGCUGGGUGCCAUCCAACUACCUUGAAAGAAAGAAAUAGCACCGACUCACCUCCCCAAAGAAUGUUACUUAAAUUUAAAUGUACAUUUGCUAUCAAACUCUAUGAGGGGGACUUUUUUGUAUCAAUAUGAGACACUUUAGUGCUGGUUUACUUAAAAUUACAUAAGACUCUAAAGAUGAUCAGUUAUGUGUAAGUGGAGUACGCAAGUAAGAAAAUGCCAUCAAGGAAAACUGGGCUAUCCCAGUGUCUUAAGCAUCAUUGGAGGAUGUCUCCAUUUUGAAAGAAGAAGAACAGAAAUGGUUUUGAUAGAAUGGUAGAUCCAGGCAAAUGUUGAGAGAAAUUUUAUGCCAAAUGGGUGCCUUUGUCCAUCAUUGACUGAAUGUUAAAUGGAAUAAUUUAAACACCAGUGAAUCAGUCUAAGUACCAAACUUCAACUUGGUGCCAUAGGCCUAUGAGUGCAGAAAUCAACCAAAACUAUUUUUGCUACAAAAUUACAGAAAAAAAUAGAAAUGGAGAGAUUUCAGUAAAAGAAACACACAAAAUGAGUGAGCACUCAAAAACAAGAAUGUAAGACAUCGGAUAAGCAAAUAACAAAUGGUCUUUACCGUUGAGUGCAUUUAAAGAUUACAUUUGAUUUUCAUAUUUUUAAACUUUUGUUCAGUUUUUUAAUUGCUUUAUCGUAUCUUGUGCAUUUUCAUGUCUUCCUUAGAGAUGUAUUUCUGCUUUCUUGUGACAUCCCUGCAACUCUAUCGGCCUGGAAAAAGAAGUCCCUCAACGAGAUACUUGUCAUGUGAUCUUUCGUUUGUUCUGAUGUGUCUCUGGUGGGGGUUUUGUAAUUGGCUUUACGUUUUUGGCUCUCCAUUUUCCUUUACCCCUUUCCUUACCUAUAAAGCCCAGCCGUCAUGAAUAAAGGUCACUGAUUCAUUAAAGAAUAAGAUGUGGUGCAGUUAUGUGUAACUCAGAUCGACAGGAAAUUGGAUACUCUAUGAAAAGUUGGAUUUUAAUACUUUUUACCCACCUCAUAUCUGGGUAUCAAGCCCAGACAAAGUUUAGUUUACAAAAUUGCACAAAACAGGUUAUAUUGCUGCUCUAGGUCUACUAUAUUUACUGUUUUAAAAUUUAGUACUGGAAUAUAUGGCUUAAUAAUUGCCGAUCUAUCCCAGGGAAUUAGUUACAUAGAAAUGAGCCCAAAAUGUGAUCAAACGAAUGCAAAAUGCCAACACAUUUGCUAGUUUGUUUUAGUUUAGUAUUUAUUUUGUGGUUACAAAGAACUUCGGUGUAGUCAGUGAACCCAAACGAGGUUUUAGAACUGAGCAAAAAUAGAUAUUUAAUUACUAUAUCUGGAAGCACUUGAUUUUUUUUCUUUACCCACAAAAAGCACAUUGAUGUUCAAGGUUAAUUUCAACAUAUAACGAUAUUGCUGGGCAGUAUUGGAUUCAAAGUUGAAGUUACACAGCAAGCAGUUCAGCUUAAUUUUAGAUGGUGUUUUCCUUGGUAAAAAAAAAAUGGACUUACAAUUAAAAAUUAAUCUAUAGAUUAAUACAGCUUGAAUAUUCAUUUUUUCCAGAAUUAUUAGUUGGUUUGUUUACUCAGAAAAAUUUUUUUAGUCCCCCUCUUUGAAGGACCCUAAUUUAAAAAUAAAUAUAUGGUUGUGAUCCAUGUCAAAAGGCUGAUGUUCAAGACUGCUGAAAUAUUUUUCUAACGAACAGUGCCAUGUGAACUCUUAGUCGGGUCAAGCACUAAUGUUUUUUUGUGUAGUUUUUCUGCUGGACAGUAUUAUAGUAUUAAACAAAGUUAAGUACCUGCUAGAUUGCAGUUAUAUUCUAUUAAGCAGUAGUUAGUUUUAUGUUUUUGUUUUUGUUUUUCUUUCUUUUGUUCUUGUUGUGUGAUCGCACUAGGACAAUAAUGAUGAAUGGAGUGGUUCAUUUGUUGUGAGAUGGUGCAUUCUUUUGGUAAAUCAAAAAUGCAUCUAUUUAAAGAUGCAGUGUACUUCAUCAGCACAUUAUUUAUUGAACAAAAAUGUUCUUUUUUGUAUUUAUGAUUAUUUAAUUUUUUUUAAAGGAAAAUAUUCAUUACCUCUUCUCAUUUUGCGCUCAGUGCUUUUGCCACUGCAUAAAGAAUCCUCAGUGGCGUCCUCUAGUGAAACAGAUUGGCUACUGCUAUAUUCUGGUUAUAUUUUUGUACUGCCAUUGAUCUGAGGCCAACUGACAUUUUUUUUCCACUGUUUUUAAAUACAAACGCAGCUAAACAUUUAUUCUUAUAGAAUUUAUUUUAUCAGGUCAUGUUUUUCCCUAUACCUUUUUUUCUAUUUUUUUUUUUUUCCAAAAGCUGAUUGCUGCACCUUUAGCAACUAUGGACACUUCCUCUCUCAUUAUUGGACUUUCUAUAAUGCCAGAUAUUGUAUUUGUUUCAUCCCAAUAGACUAUUUCUUUAAUAUGAACAUUACAAUUGGGAAAAAAAGAAGAAAUGUCUUGCACCAUUUACAAGAUAGUGGAUCAAAUUUACCAAAUGAGAUAGUUUUCAAGUGAAUUGAUUCAGUCAUUCAGAAUGCAGAUCAUUUAUUUUGGUCACUAUAGGAAUAUUAGUUAUGUAUCAUAUGCCAUAAAGGUUUGCUAAAUUGGAAAGUAAAGAGAGUUUAAUUUAAUUUGGUUUCAUUUUCCCACCCCCCCUUCCCAACUCGACGAAGGCAUUAUAGAAAUGUGUUGACUCACUCCAACACUUUGAAUGGAUAUUGUUUCUGUCAAGUAAAUUCCAUUUACAUUUUGUGCUUCGUUUUGUUUGCAUCAACAAUUUACAAGGGAAAUAUUACUUCACGCUAGGCCUUUUUUGUAUUAUGUAAUUGUGUAUCAUCUAUCCUUUAUGUUCUGUCUUCCUUUUUUUUAUAUAUACAUAUUUUUAUUCUGGUUUAUUAUUUCGUUUAUUCCCCACACCCAUAUGUUUUUUGUGACACAAAUGUAAUGAGGAAAUGUGCAAUAGAAUAAUCGGCAUCUCACCAAAAACAAGGAACUGUCAGACGUUUUUGAUACUGGAUCAAGACCCUUACUUUUUAAUGUCAGCUUUUCACAUCUAGUCAAAGGAACAUUAACUGUCAUCUUUGUUCCACAUUUUCCAAUUGGAUAUUCUGAAUGUCCCAGUGUGCAGGACAGAUGGACAUUGGUGCCUGAAUUCAUAGCAGGACUCUUUGACCCAAACCUUUGUGUUGCCACCAUUUGUGUUGUUGCAUUGCCACAAGACCACAUCUAACGAUAAUGCCUUUUGUUUCUGCCAGUGGGAUAAACUUUGAAGUGGGGGACAUUGGAGUCUUCCUCCUUCACACUGCCAGUGUUUUUAUGUUUCUGUUCAUCCCACUGGCUCGUACCCUUAUCUCGAAUUUAAAAGCAGGACCUCAUGACCAGCCGUUGCUUCCAUCCGGUGUUUCACUCUGUACCUCCACAACCAGUCAGAACAGGGAUUCUCUUAACCUCUUAACUGACCUUUAGACGUCAGAAAGCAUUGCGUUGUUGAACAUUUUUUUUCUCCAAUUUGCUAAGUACCUGUGCGACUCAGCAUUGCUUGAAUGUAACAAGGCCACUUUAGUACAAGAGAAUGCGCUCUCAGUAAUAAAGAUAGAAAAUUGUACUUUUUCUUGUUGUUGGGACGUAUUUUGUACCUUUAGUGUGUAUCUAUUACCUGGGAAGCUGCACACCAUUAAAGUUAAUUGGCUGUUAAGAUCCAAGUAUGCACCUUAAAUCAUUUUUAAAAGUAAACAAUAUUCAUGUUUCCAAGGGAAAGAUACAUACUAAAGUUAGAAAAUAUGCUCCCUCGAAGGUACCACCCCAUUGCCAAGGAAAAGUACGGUGUAUUCCCGUUAUUUCUGAGAGUAUCGAGUGUCUGGAUCAAAGAUACAGAAAAUCCAACAGCUCUUUUUUAAAAACAAAUUUAUCCUUGGUUUGAAGUGGAGGAUUUCAGAGGCCUUUUGAUCUAUUGGAUGUUCUUGUUCUCACAAGGGAAGUCACUCAUGACAGCCCAAGCCUUUGCUGUUUGAAAAGUCGGCCGAGUGAAACAGAACUGAUGCAGCACUACAAUUUGCGCUCACUCGCCUUGCUGGCUACUUUUCUUUGCUGUUCACGUCACUCUUGGAAAAAAGGUUGCCUUUUAAAAGGUUCUUCAGCUUGUCCUUCAGGGGAACCUUUAAAGGUUCUAUGCAGCACUCUAGAAGAAAGGACAGAAUUCCUUCAUAAAACCUAAAACUAACUAUCCAAAGAACCUCUGACGAACCUUUUUUUCUAAGUGUGUACAUAGCAUUAUCUUUUACAGUGUUCCUCUGGUGUGUUCCUUGACCUAAUCUGAGACAGAAGUCUUAUUAGCCCAUUAUCCAUGUUUACAAGACUGAAUGUUUUUAUUUUUCGUGCUCUCCAAUAGUGUUUUGAGAUCCUCCAUGCCUCUGAUCAGUCGGUAUUUGUCCCAUCUGAAAAUAAAUCAGCGCUUGAUAGCUCAUUUUCAGCCUAUGUUUCAAGCAUGGGAUAAAUCCUGAAAGGCGGGGUAUUUGUAAGAGUGUGUGUGCAUGAACGUGUGGAGAUGGUUUGCAUGUUUGUAGGAUUUAUGAGAAGGUGGAAAGAGAAAGUUGAUUGAUGGAUGGUGUUAGUUAGUUUAGGAGGCGGUUUGGGCCCAGUCAGGUGAUAUGAGAUCAAGUUGGACAGCUGUGAUGUACCUGUUCGAACGCAUUCGCUCGAGUUGUAGCCCUGAAGACAUGAAAUCUGACAGAUGUCGGGGAAAAACUGCAGGAAACAGAUGACCAAGCCUCAGAGAUAAUUAACGGUCAGUCUGAGGCCUGUGUAGCUCUGUGAAUCAUUUAUAGCUGAGCCGGGAAGCGUUGACAGCUCGUCUGAGGUUUUAGUAAAAGCUCUAGCCGGUGAAGCUUUGCCUUGGGCCUGCAUUUCUAAAAACACAUGGCUUAUUGCUAGUGCUUUGGUAGAUGAUUGUGAGGGCCUUUUGGUAUUCCGCACAGAUUGACUGUGGGCGGCCUUCAUUACAAAGCAGACGUUUGGAGCACUGCGGGCAUCGAGCGCUGCUGUGAAAUCACAUUAGCCAAGCAGCCAGUUAAUUACAGCUCUUUGGGGGUCGCAUCCUGAACCCCAGUGACAGCUAACUGAGGAAACCGAGAAGUGUGUUUGGAUUAAUGAUGUGUCAGCGAGGGAAAACAUCUUCCCAUGCGAAAUGUGACUUAUUCAGAGCCACUAUAAUGUGAUCGCUGGCUCGACCUGACUCGAAAGACCUUUUGGCGAGGAGCUGAACGAGAAAGCUAGCUGUAUGUGUGGUCUGGUGAGACGUAUGAAGUGUUUCUGAGGAAUUUCUGUAGGUGUUCGUUUCAUGUUUGGUGUUUAUCCACUGCUAUUGAUGUGAUAGAGCUGGAUCCAGAGUGGCAGGGUGCUGUGUUUUUCAUGCCAUCUUCUUGAUGAGAAGCAGCGAGGAACGGCGAACACGCUGGGUCUGUCUAAUGUCUCGCCGCUUGCUAUCUCUGUCGCUGUUUGACUCCUUGCUCUAAUUAUCAUUUCUCUUGUAUUAAUUAACAGUCAAGGAAAUAACGGCAUGCUGAGGCAGAUGAUGACUCGCUCAAAAGCCAUCGACUGCUGUGUGUUGCAUCGAGUCUCACUCUGCCGACAGUAAACAUGCCAUCGAGAGCUGAGUUUAUUAGCAGGGGGGCUUUUAAUAACCCGCCCUCAGGAUUGGGUCCCUGUCAGAUAUAUAGACUUCUUUUCCUACAAUAAUUUAAUUGAAUCUUCAGCAAAUUGAAAGCAGGUGGUCUACAGCAUUACCGUUUGUUUUCAGCAAUGUUUCGUUGUUUUAUCUAUUUUGUAUUUUUUUUCAUGUUUACAUUGUAUCCUGCAUUGCCCUAAAAGAAAAAAACACAAUAAAAUAUAUCAUUCUUCUUCUUUCA
Messenger RNA from Pangasianodon hypophthalmus (striped catfish), 16249 nucleotides. RefSeq names its product SH3 and PX domains 2Aa (gene sh3pxd2aa). The coding region runs from base 7057 to 10371 and encodes 1104 amino acids. NCBI's taxonomy places the organism in Eukaryota, Metazoa, Chordata, Actinopteri, Siluriformes, Pangasiidae. Gene Ontology annotation, cellular component: cytoplasm. The record is from RefSeq and is a predicted model, not a curated record. The transcript is spliced from 16 exons. Gene Ontology annotation, molecular function: superoxide-generating NADPH oxidase activator activity; protein binding; phosphatidylinositol binding. Gene Ontology annotation, biological process: superoxide anion generation.